ACAACACCGUUCUACACGCAUGUCGAUUUUUACAUGACCUAACCUUCAGUUUUCUCUUCCGCAUCUGAUUUGUAUAUCUAAAAGAAAAGGUAAAAGUUAAAAAUUGUAUAGUAGUACUAAAAUGUUAAUAUACGUUUUGGAUAUACUGCUGGUCUUACUUCAAGUGUUUGGAAUUCAAGCAUCUGGCCGAUAUUUCAAACUGAACAAAACAUGGUUUGAGGCCAGCAAAAAAUGUGACAUGGUUAUGCCAAAUGUAAAAAUUACUUCAGACAAAUUUGUUAUGGAUAUCCAAGAGCAAAUAGACCUAGACGAAAAUGGUUUAUGGGUAGGAUACUUUACAAUGAAAACUGGAUUUGAAUACUUGGGUUGUUCGGGAAAGCCACGUCCGACUAGUGACGAAAGAACUGUGUGGAACACACCUGGUUUAUGUCACACAUUUUGCAACAAGGCUGCAGUUAUUGGAAUAAGUGGACAUGAGUGUUUCUGCCUAAACGGGGAGCCAUCCAGAAGCGAUUAUACAUGCAACUGGUCUUGUAAGUCCCAUGACUGGAUUUCAUGUGGUGGGGAUAAUCUGCAGUCCGUUUACAGGUCUAGCAAUGAAGUGUUCGGUAAAGAGGCAACGAAAUGGGAAAAGGGCGACUGUCUCAGUUUUGAAUACACUGAUGGCAAAAACAAACAAUUUACUUGGAAAUCAUGUUCGAACUACAGUCGUCAACUCUGUUAUGCAACGGAUCGACUAAUUAACGGUGAUGGUUAUGGUCCAUGGAAUGUAUCUGUUCAACAUUGUCUUACACCAUCUUCACGCCCGUCGUAUUACAAGGAUUUACAAGACACAAAUGUUUCAAUCAAUCCGUCGUGGUCAGCAAUCAUUCGAAGCGAUGUAAUGUAUGAAUAUAAAGAUUUUAAAGACAGUUUCACUAAUGUUCAAUAUGGAUAUUUAACCACUGAUAAGAAAACGUCACAAUUCAUUCUGAUGUUUACAAAAGAUGGAAAAGAUACAAAGAAGGCUGCGCUUUGUCAAAACAAAGGAUUUGUUGAAAACGCUAAUGAUGACCAAUCUUCUAGUAAAGGCGUGCCUGUUGGAGUAUCAGUCGCCGUUGUCCUAAGUGCCAUUGCGGUUGCUUCUACAAUUGUUGUUCUUAAAAGACGACAGAAAAUCCCGUCCUUAUGUAGAGGAAUUGCAAAAACCAAAGAAUCGGGAUACACUGAUUCAAAUAAUGUGACCGUUAGAAAUCCAAAUGUAAAGACAGCCUUUGACAACUUUGGUUAUUCCGUAGCUCCGAAGAAUUCAAAUGCUAGUGACGAACACCAAACUAUUAAUCACACUCACGCAUACUUUGAACAUGAUCGGCCUGAAACUGUCAGUAAUACAAAUGAAGAGAAAGAGAAUGAUUAUAAUGAAAUAACAUUGGACAUAAAUGCUACAUAUGAUCAUGCAGACAACAAAACGAAAAAUGGAGAACAAAACACUGAACACACUUAUGACACUACGAAAACGCCAGCGAUCAAGCGCAAAGAAUUCGCUGACAACAAUCCAGAUAAUUUUGGUGACACAGGUGAAGAUGCCUACAAUCAUAUAAAUGAACAACCGUUGAAAAGCAGCAAAACAGAGAAUGUGUAUGGUGUGCCGAAACAACAAGAAAAUUAUUCUAAAGGUGCUGGUAAAAGUUUUGACGAAGAUAUCCGCGAUACAGAAGACACUUACAACCAUAUAAAUGAAAAACCUCUGAAAUCUGACGGAACAGAUAAUGUAUAUGGUCUGUCUAGCAAUUAAAGCCUGUCAAUUGAGACAGUGAAAAUACAAGAAACCUGUAGUGAAUUGUGAAAUGCUGACAAUCAUUAUCGAACAAUCACACCACUGCACGAAAAAGAAAAAUAAUGUUAUGCGUUAAUGUAUUAUCAACUGGAUAAGAUAUAUCUUAAAUUAUAAAAUGUGUGCGUUUUACGCUUAGCAUCUUCAUGCAAAAUCUGUUCAAUUGUGUAUGCACACUAUUUUGAUUCAUUGAAUAUGCUUAAAUACUACGAAAACGCAACAAGAAAUUACUGUGCUGUAAAUUUGAGUUUGGUCACGGCCACACAUCGUAUAUUUUUACUGAGCUAAACAUAUUUCAUAGAUUGAACAGUUUCGUAUGAAGUUCUAAAAAUCACCUUAACCUUAAUUGUCGUGAUUUAUUUCUAUAUCUGAAAGUGAAUAUUACUACACAUUAAUAUUUGUGUUAAUUUAAAGUAAGUGUACAGUAUUGAUAGUAUUAAUCAGAAAUUUAUUUAUUAUAUUCGUUUAAAAAAUAUGAUUUUCUGUUUACAAGAAGACUGGAAAAUGCAAAAUUUUAACAAUACUUUGAGAAAAAAACAAAGAUUUGUAACAUUUAUUUAUUUUGUAACACAUUGGGAGACUUCAAACAGUCUGUUGGUCCUACUGUAUACA
Molecule: messenger RNA, 2425 nt
Organism: Mercenaria mercenaria
Lineage: Eukaryota; Metazoa; Mollusca; Bivalvia; Venerida; Veneridae
Exons: 10
Coding region: 122-1774 (550 amino acids)
Source: RefSeq, a predicted model, not a curated record